Messenger RNA from Acyrthosiphon pisum (pea aphid), 1636 nucleotides. RefSeq names its product transmembrane protease serine 9-like. Gene Ontology annotation, biological process: proteolysis. Gene Ontology annotation, molecular function: serine-type endopeptidase activity. NCBI's taxonomy places the organism in Eukaryota, Metazoa, Arthropoda, Insecta, Hemiptera, Aphididae. The transcript has 8 exons. Bases 534 to 1475 code for a protein of 313 amino acids. The record is from RefSeq and is a predicted model, not a curated record.
AAAACGGCGGUGACGAGGAGAACGAAUAUGACGGGUUAUAGGCUGGGUGAGCAAUCGAGUAGCUCGUGUUACAAUAUAAUAUUAUCAUUAAUCAUCGUUGUGCCAGAAAAUUACUCGAUGCCUAUUAUAAGCAUUCACCCCGUUUCCGAUUUCCAACGGUCGUGCAUUACACUAACAUACGAUAGACAAAUGAGAAUACAGCGUAUAAAAUAUUACAAUAACGUAAUAUUGCAAUAUUACGAUUUGAUGGAUUAUUAAUUACCGGUCAUUAGGUCCACGAUAUCACGAUGACGAACGUAUUAAUAUACGCGGACCGCAGUCGUGGUUCACGGGUUAGUUACCGUGUUUAGUCGAUCGUUCAGAAGUUUCACCGCAGAAUACAAUAGGUAGUAUUAUAUUCUGGAAAUUCUGGAUUAAGAUUUUUUUUAUAACAAAAAAAAUGUGUCAUCUGUACUGUUUACGAUAAGAAUCUGAUUGUAUGAUAUACACACAAUAUAUGUUAUACACUCGACGAACAUAAUAUACAAUUCGCGAUGGAGUUAUCGCUGCAACUAUUGUCGUUAAUUGCAUCGUUGUUGUGUCACCAUAUCGUUCUGGUGUCAGCCCGACGGAAUAUCACUAGAAAUGUAUAUUAUGACCGCGGCAACCAAAGAACCGACAACGGAGCAGUAGAUUCAAGAUGUCAACCGUGCACCUGCGGUGUUGGAUAUCCCGGAUCGAGGAUCGUGGGUGGCAGCGAAGUCAGAGAGAACGAAUAUCCUUGGAUGGCAUCGCUGUGGAACGUCAGGAAGAAGUUCUUUUGCGGCGGUUCCAUCGUCACAGAUCAAUAUGUGCUCACGGCUGCCCACUGUUUUAGCGAAGUACCGGCUACCAAUUAUCGAGAGAUACACGUUGUUCUCGGGCAGACCAGAAGGCCCGGUAGGCUGUAUCCGGGCGGUCCGCACGUCAUCCGAGCCGCAGUAGUGAAGAUACACCACAAGUAUGACCGACAGGGAGCGAAUGUGCACGACAACGACAUAGCGCUGGUCAAAAUGGUCAGACCAGUGAAAUUCGAACGCACCACCCAGCCCAUUUGUCUGCCUAUGAUCAGGUACGACUAUGGUGGGUUGACCGCGGUCGUGGCCGGAUGGGGGCAGUUGAGCGAGUACAGCGGCACGUCGCUGAGCCUCAGGCACGCCACGCUUCCCUUGUGGGCCGAAAAGGAAUGCGCCGCCGUUCCCGGAAUCGAGAAAACGGGAUUCACGCCCAACAUGAUGUGCGCCGGGCUCCGGGAAGGAGGAGUGGACUCGUGUCAGGGCGACAGUGGUGGACCUCUGAUGCUUAAUGAUAAUAGCGAAAAAAUAACAGUGGCAGGAAUCGUUUCUUGGGGCAUUGGGUGCGGAGCUCCAAAACUCCCAGGAGUGUACACAAGAGUCGACAAAUAUCUAGGAUGGAUAAUGAGAAACACGAAGGACAGUUGCCACUGUACAAACUGAAUCAAGUUUUCAUGACCAUUGAACACUACAGAAAUUCUUCAAUCAACAACCACUCAAUAUCACAACAUUGAGAGUCUACGACUAAUUUAGUUUUUGCAAUAUAAAUCGCUGAAGAUAAUACGUUUCAUCAAAACACAGUCGAUCCGUCAUCAGUCUCUACU